AUGGAGAAAACCGACGCCAAGGCGUUCGUCGAAGCGGAGCAGAAGCAGCUGCCUCACGGCGGUAGCAAGACGGCCGCCGCAGAGGUGAUCAUCGUCGAUGAUCCGGAGGCUGUCAGUUGCCCGAAAUGCCUUCAACCCCUCAAACCGCCAGUGUUCCAGUGCGCAACUGGACAUCUUAUCUGCUCCUCCUGCCACGACAUGCUCCCGGACAAGAACAAGUGCGCAUCGUGCUUCAUCAAUACGGGCUACUCCCGCUACUCCCUCCCCACAAGCUACAGCCGCUGCCAUGGGGUUGAGCGCAUCCUGCGAUCCGUGCGUGUUGCCUGCCCCUACGCCAUCUACGGGUGCACUUCCGGGAAGAUGCUCUACCACGAGAAGGAGGAACAUGAGAAAACUUGCCCCAUCAAAGAUAGCUCAAUGAAGCGGCAGGGACGUGUUCUGAAGAUCGGCCCAUACGGUGGUAGCGGCGGCAAGCGGAGAGAGAUGGACGUGCGCGGCAUCGACCGUAUCAUUAAGGUGGUUGUCUGGCACCGCGACUUCACGGUUGACGCCAUGACCGUGGUCUAUGAACGGCAUGGCCGGGAGGAGCAAACAGAACAAUGGGGCACACCUGCAGGGGAGUGCUCAGAGAUCUGUCUGGAGUCGGAUGAGUACCUCACUGGCUUGAAAGGGCACCUGAUCCACUACAACAACGUCUUCAUGAUCAGAUCGCUCAUCUUCGUCAGCAACCGGCAAACCUUCGGCCCGUAUGGGAAGGAGGACGGUGUGCCGUUCGAGCUCCCCGCGGCAGGAGGUAGAAUCGUUGGCUUCCAUGGACGCUCUAAGGAUUACCUCAAUGCUCUUGGCACAUACGUUAAGAUGGUAGUCUAA
Messenger RNA from Lolium rigidum, 870 nucleotides. Its product is annotated as jacalin-related lectin 3-like. The coding region runs from base 1 to 870 and encodes 289 amino acids. The record is from RefSeq and is a predicted model, not a curated record. Gene Ontology annotation, molecular function: carbohydrate binding. The transcript has 3 exons. Lineage: Eukaryota; Viridiplantae; Streptophyta; Magnoliopsida; Poales; Poaceae.